Molecule: messenger RNA, 2125 nt
Organism: Esox lucius (northern pike)
Lineage: Eukaryota; Metazoa; Chordata; Actinopteri; Esociformes; Esocidae
Gene: parvab
Product: parvin, alpha b
Exons: 13
Coding region: 685-1803 (372 amino acids)
Biological process (GO): actin cytoskeleton organization; substrate adhesion-dependent cell spreading; cilium assembly
Cellular component (GO): actin cytoskeleton; focal adhesion; cytoplasm
Molecular function (GO): actin binding
Source: RefSeq, a predicted model, not a curated record
ACAUGGCAUAGUGUUAGUACACCAUUUUAGAUCCGUUUUGGUUCAACAGAACAAUAUUUUGUUACGAUCAUAGCCAGCAAUUGCAAAAAAGAUUUAGGUGGUAUUACAUAAAAUUAACUUUUUUUGAAAAGUUGGUGCCAUUGAGUCUGGUGUUGUGUAGCCUAUGCUAUGUAGGGCUAGUAAACGAGUAGGCUAUACGGUAAUUAAAGGUCACAGUGAUGAGUGUGGGUGUGAUGUAAAAAAGAGGAUGACUUGAGUAGAUUACCCUCUAAUUAAUAGUAAUGCACAGAAUACACAUUAAAUUACGAAAUGCAAGCGCUUUCUCGACACUGACAAACGAGAUAAAAAAAAAAAACGAGAAAAAAAUCUGAGAAAAAAAAGGUUAAAUAUUUAAAGACGUCGACCAGACUUCUGAAUAACGCUCACAAAUAUAGCCCACUUUUCCCGUUUGGACAAGAUAAUAAUAAAAAUAGAAAACUCCGGUCAGCAGCUGUUGCUAUCCCGUUAACUUUUCAGCUGUACAUAAUGACAUACGUUGUUUUCCCACUGUUUCUCUUUUUUACCAUGUCCAUGAAAAGUGGGUGGGAACAGUCCGUUUCCGUCGUUCACUAUUCGGUAAAGCAUAAAGUUAUAUUUCAAUAACACAACACAGCAACAGCUUGAAUUCUCAGUAAUAAACUAAAAAUGGCUUCAUCGCCACAGAAAUCUCCGUCUUCUCCAAAAUCUCCGACUCCAAAAUCACCACCUUCAAGAAAAAAGGAUGACUCUUUCCUUGGAAAACUCGGAGGAACUUUGGCCAGAAGAAAAAAGGCGAAAGAAGUUUCUGAGCUGCAGGAGGAAGGGAUGAAUGCCAUCAACCUGCCCCUCAGCCCCAUCCCAUUUGAGCUCGACCCUGAGGAUACCAUGCUGGAAGAGAAUGAGGUUCGCACCAUGGUCGACCCCAACUCCCGGAACGACCCUAAACUGCAAGAACUGAUGAAGGUACUUAUAGACUGGAUCAAUGAUGUGCUGGUGGGGGAAAGAAUCAUUGUCAAAGACCUGGCUGAGGACCUUUACGAUGGGCAGGUUCUGCAGAAACUCUUUGAGAAGCUGGAGGGUGAGAGGCUGAAUGUGGCUGAGGUGACACAGUCUGAGAUUGCCCAGAAGCAAAAGUUGCAGACUGUUCUGGAGAAGAUCAACGACACUCUGAAGGUCUCAACCAGAAACAUAAAAUGGACCAUUGAUUCUGUCCAUGCAAAAAGCAUCGUGGCCAUUCUCCAUUUAUUGGUGGCGUUGUCUCAGCACUUCCGUGCCCCGAUCCGCCUACCUGAUCAUGUUUCCAUUCAAGUUGUGGUUGUACAGAAACGGGAGGGGAUACUGCAGUCUCGUCAGGUUCUGGAGGAGAUCACAGGAAACACAGAGGCUCUGUCAGGAAGACAUGAGCGAGAUGCAUUUGACACCUUGUUUGACCAUGCACCCGAUAAGCUGAAUGUGGUAAAAAAGACACUGAUCACUUUUGUGAACAAGCAUCUCAACAAGUUGAACCUGGAGGUGUCUGAAUUAGACACACAGUUUGCUGAUGGUGUUUACCUGGUGUUGUUGAUGGGACUGCUUGAGGGCUACUUUGUUCCUCUUUUCAACUUCUUCCUUACACCAGAAAAUUUUGACCAGAAGGUGCACAAUGUUGCCUUGUCCUUUGAACUGAUGCAAGAUGGCGGCCUGGAGAAACCUAAGCCAAGGACAGAGGAUAUUGUGAACUGUGACCUGAAGUCUACUCUAAGGGUACUGUACAACCUCUUCACCAAGUACAGAAAUGUGGAAUAAAGAGGGGUAGCCGUUUAUUCAGUUAUAUCUACGUAUCUAUCAACCAAAUGCUCUGUUAAGAUAUAUAUUCCAGGGCAAACACAAUGCAUCUAUAUUUGCUUUGUCCUGUCUAAGCCACAAUUAAACCCAAGAACUGUGCAGGAUAUUGUAUAUUAUUUUGAUAUGAAGAGACAGGUAAAUACAGUAGAGUGUGAAAUUAUUAUACAACUUGAAAAUGUAUCUAAAUCCAGUUAUUUGGUUACUAAUAGUUUUUUUGAUUAAAUGUAUCUAUAUAUGCUAUAUAUAUAUAAUGUAUUUGUAUAUACAGUGGUGAGAACAAGUA